AUGCUGAACGGUCGCAGUGAGGCGAUUGUCAUCGUCACCGCGAUCUUUCUGGCGCUGUCACUAGUCACCGUCGGACUGCGAUGUUUUGUGCGAGCGCGUGUCGUGCGCGCCUUUGGGCUGGAUGACUGGACCAUGGUGGCGGCGAUGAUUCUCAACAUAUUCUUCGCCAGCUUUGGGAUUGCCGGUGCAUGCUACGGCAUGGGCCAGAAGACGGAGUAUUUUAGGGCUCGGCCAGAUCACUUUCGCCUUGCCGCACUGUACUGGUGGCUCGGUCAAAUCUUCUACGUGAUCACUUGCGUCGUCGCCAAAGUAUCCAUCAUCAUCUCGCUGCUGCGCAUCACCAUCAACCGGAUCCAUAUCGCCAUCCUCUACACCGUCAUGGCGCUCACCAUCGCGAUCGGACUUCUCUUCUUCUUCUUCGCCAUCUUCGAGUGCAACCCCACGGACUAUUUCUGGAACCGUCUGACCAAGACGGGAAAAUGCCUGGACACCGAUAUUCUGAUCACCAUCGCGUACGUCUAUAGUGCGGUUGCGGCCGUGACCGAUUUUACCAUUGGCUUCUUGCCCGUGUUUAUCAUCUGGUCGCUGCGCAUGAAUGCCCAGACCAAGAUCGCCAUCGCGGGAUUCUGGGCCUGGGAUGUAUUGCAAGCGCCGCGGUGA
Aspergillus clavatus NRRL 1 is the source of this 660-nucleotide messenger RNA. RefSeq lists its product as uncharacterized. The transcript has 3 exons. The record is from RefSeq and is a predicted model, not a curated record. The coding region runs from base 1 to 660 and encodes 219 amino acids. Lineage: Eukaryota; Fungi; Ascomycota; Eurotiomycetes; Eurotiales; Aspergillaceae.